Messenger RNA from Columba livia (rock pigeon), 2509 nucleotides. RefSeq names its product matrix metallopeptidase 14 (gene MMP14). Gene Ontology annotation, cellular component: extracellular matrix. The transcript is spliced from 10 exons. Bases 59 to 1756 code for a protein of 565 amino acids. Gene Ontology annotation, molecular function: metalloendopeptidase activity; zinc ion binding. Gene Ontology annotation, biological process: zymogen activation; skeletal system development; collagen catabolic process. The record is from RefSeq and is a predicted model, not a curated record. NCBI's taxonomy places the organism in Eukaryota, Metazoa, Chordata, Aves, Columbiformes, Columbidae.
CCCCCCCUUGUCUUCCCCCGCGGCGCGCGCGGCCCGCUCAGACCCCGCCCCCACGGCGAUGCUCGCGCUGCUGCUGCUGCUGGGGGGGGCGGCGGCCCCUCCCCCACCCGAGACACCCCCGUUCAGCCCCGAGGCGUGGCUGCAGCGCUACGGGUACCUGCCCCCCGGGGACCUGCGCUCGGCGCUGCGCUCGCCCCGCGCGCUGCAGGGGGCGCUGGAGAACAUGCAGCGCUUCUACGGGCUGCGCGUGACCGGCCGCGCCGACCCCCCCACCCUCAGGGCCAUGCUCCGCCCCCGCUGCGGGGUCCCGGACCAGCUGGGGUCGCAGGUCAAGGGCAACGUGCGCAGGAGACGCUUCGCCCUGCAGGGGUCGCGCUGGCCCGGCCCCGAGGUCACCUACAGCAUCCAGAACUUCACCCCCAAGGUGGGCCGCGCGGGGACGUUCUCGGCCAUCCGCCGCGCCUUCGCCGCCUGGGCGGCCGCCGCCCCGCUGACGUUCCGCGAGCUGCCCUAUGGGGCGGGAGGCUCCGCCCCCGCGCCCGACAUCCUCAUCCUAUUCGCCGAGGGUUUCCACGGCGACAGCGCCCCAUUCGACGGCCCCGGCGGCUUCCUGGCCCACGCCUACUUCCCCGGGCCCCACAUCGGGGGGGACACGCACUUCGACGGCGCCGAGCCCUGGACCGACCAGAACCACGACCUGAGCGGGAACGACCUGUUCCUGGUGGCCGUGCACGAGCUGGGCCACGCGCUGGGACUGGAGCACUCGAGCGACCCGUCGGCCAUCAUGGCGCCGUUCUACCAAUGGAUGGACACGGAGGCCUUCGUGCUGCCCGACGACGACCGGCGCGGCAUCCAGCAGCUCUACGGUGCCGGGGGGCUAUGGGGCGCUCCCCCUCCCCAGGCUCCGCCCCCGGCCCCACCUGGCCGCCCCUCCCCCCCGCCCCCCCCCUCCCCGGGCUCCCCCCCCGGCCCCCGCAUCUGCGACGGCGCCUUCGACACGGUGGCCAUGCUGCGGGGGGAGAUGUUCAUCUUCAAGGAGCGCUGGUUCUGGAGGGUCCGCGAUGGGCGGGUCCUACCGGGCCACCCGCUCCCCAUUGGUCAGUUCUGGGCGGGGCUGCCCCCCAGCAUCAGCGCGGCCUACGAGCGCAAGGACGGCAAGUUCGUCUUCUUCAAAGGUGACCGGCACUGGGUGUUCGCCGAGGCGGCGCUGGAGCCGGGGUACCCGCGCCCAUUGGGCUCCAUGGGCCGGGGGGUCCCCCCCGACGGGCUGGACGCCGCGCUGCUCUGGCUGCCCAGCGGGAAGACCUACCUGUUCCGGGGGGACAAGUAUUACCGGUUCAACGAGGACACGGGCGCCGUGGACCCCGAUUACCCCAAGGACAUGGGGGUCUGGGGGGGCGUCCCCGACAGCCCCCAGGGGGCGUUUGUGGGGCACGACGAGGCCUUCACCUACUUCUUCAAGGGCUCCCUCUAUUGGACGUUUGACAACCGCGCCCUCCGCGUCACCCCGGGCUCCCCCAAAUCCCUGCUCCGCGAUUGGCUGCACUGCCCUGGCCCCUCCCCCCCGCCGGCCAACCCCGACGACACCGACGUCAUCGUCAUCGCCGUGGGGGGCGGGGCCGGGGCGCUGGCCACGCCCCUGGCGCUCUUGGCUCUGAUUGGUGGGGGGGCGGGGGCGCUGGCGCUCGUUUGGUGGCACCGGGGACCCCCCAAGAAGCUCCUGAGGUGCCAGAGGAGCCUCCUGCCCCGGGUUUAGCUCCGCCCACCCGGGACACGCCCACCGGGGACACGCCCACCGGGGACCAAGCACCAAUGGGGAGACGGGGGGUUAAAGGGGUGGCCCCCCCCCCGACCCCCAUUGAUCCCAUUGACCCCAUUGACCCCAUUAAUCCCCAUUGACCCCAUUGACCCCUAUUGACCCCCAUUGAUUCCUAUUGACCCCCAUUGACCCCUAUUGACUUCCAUUGACCCCUAUUGAUCCCCAUUGUUCUCUAUGGGUCAAUCUAUGGGUCAAUUUAUGGGUCUCUUUGUCUCCCAUUGACCCCCAUUGACCCCCACUGACCCCAUUGACCCCAUUGACCCCAUUGCCCCCACUGAUCCCCAUUGACCCCAUUGAUCCCACUGACCCCAUUGACCCCCAUUGACCCCCAUUGACCCCAUUGACCCCAUUGACCCCCACUGACCCCAUUGACCCCAUUGCCCCCACUGAUCCCCAUUGACCCCAUUGAUCCCACUGACCCCAUUGACCCCCAUUGACCCCAUUGACCCCCAUUGACCCCAUUGAUCCCAUUGACCCCAUUGACCCCAUUGAUCCCACUGACCCCAUUGACCCCCACUGACCCCAUUGACCCCCAUUGAUCCCCAUUGACCCCAUUGACCCCCAUUGACCCCAUUGACCCCCAUUGACCCCCAUUGACCCCAUUGAUCCCAUUGACCCCAUUGACCCCAUUGAUCCCAUUGACCCCAUUGGUUCCCAUUCCAGCGGUGGCCCCGCCCCCUUCCCCAUCCC